Aspergillus niger is the source of this 951-nucleotide messenger RNA. RefSeq lists its product as uncharacterized. The record is from RefSeq and is a predicted model, not a curated record. Lineage: Eukaryota; Fungi; Ascomycota; Eurotiomycetes; Eurotiales; Aspergillaceae. Gene Ontology annotation, biological process: mycotoxin biosynthetic process. The transcript is spliced from 4 exons. Bases 1 to 951 code for a protein of 316 amino acids.
AUGACCGGAUCCAGACUAGAAGAUAGACAGAGCGAGGAGCGUCUUAUAUCAAGUUUUGAUGAGGAAAACUUCCUCAAAGACAAUAGGAGUCCCGGGGCGAGAAGGUCACGAUGGUGCCAGUAUCAACCCAACGGGACUCUGAUUCUAUCUGUGUGGACAUUAUUUCUGUUCAUAGCUUCUGCCUACCUUUGGUCAACAAUAGCUCGUCAUCGAAAGACCGUUGCCGCUUGUCAAAGCGAUGACUUCCUACCCAUUGACUCGCCAGCCUUAGAGGCGGUCAAGAAUACGGGUCAUAUCGAGAAGUUUGACGGCAGCUUUGCAAAGCCCAAUGCUUUCAAGGGACCUCCAAGUCCUGCCAUUGAUGCUGCCUGGGACGAUAUCACUUAUGCUUCUGGUGGUGUUAUCAAUGUUGAUGAGCAAACACUUCGGCAUAUCAAUGCGUCCGAAUACUCAGUUGGACUGGCUGACGAGCUUGGCGGCGGUUACAUGGGCUCGGUGGAAGUUUUGCAUCAGCUACAUUGUCUGAAUAUGCUCCGCCAAGCUAGCUACGAGGAUUAUUACAAGGACAAGCCGGGUCCGUGGGAGGAUAGCCCGCAGAUUCUACGGCAUCAUCUUGAUCAUUGCAUUGAUAUCCUACGACAGAAGUUAAUGUGUGAUGCGGACGUUGGUAUUCUGACAUAUGUCUGGGUGAAGGGGCAUAAAGACCCAUUUCCAGACUUCAAUGUGUAUGAAGAAAAUCCCUCCAUCCCCUUCUCAACAACACAUGUAGCAUUCUUCAAGGGUCCAGAACUUGCAAGUACAAGGCUGACCUUACGUGACAUUCGCAGGCACCAUAAAUGUCGUGAUUUCCGUGCGGUGAAGCAAUGGGUCGGGCAGCAUCAACUCUACGCAACACCCGAACAUGGCAUUGAGCGCCUACCUGGUGCGAAGGAGAUGCCUAGUACACCGUAG